Drosophila ananassae is the source of this 1537-nucleotide messenger RNA. RefSeq lists its product as uncharacterized. Bases 82 to 1350 code for a protein of 422 amino acids. The record is from RefSeq and is a predicted model, not a curated record. NCBI's taxonomy places the organism in Eukaryota, Metazoa, Arthropoda, Insecta, Diptera, Drosophilidae. The transcript has 3 exons.
AUAUUGCCCCUCUCCCAGGCGAUUUUACCAUAACCAGAUCGAAACCAGCAGUAACAACAUAAAGAUUUCGAAUCUCUAAAAAUGUCAGAAAACGCAGGUGCGGAGCAGUUUAAUGAAGAUGAGUUGGUGGCGCCAAGUUGGCUUAACACCGAGUUCAUAGAAGGGGUCUUGAGGUCGCAUGAAAAAGCCCCGGAACUGAAAGUAACCGAUCUAAAAAUCACCCCAGCGAGUGCCCAAGGCGAUCACUAUGCCAGCGUGAUGUUCCGGACUACGGCGGAGUAUACCACCAUGAAGGGAAAGUUCACCAAACCCCUGAUUCUGAAGACUAUGCCCCAUGAGGAGGGUCAUAAGAAAGAUAUGCUGAGUAAUUCACAUUUGUUUUCGACGGAGAUCGGGAUGUACUCCAAGGUUCUUCCGGAGUUUGAGAGAAUUCUGCGAGAAGCGGGCGAUAGUACAAAGUUGUAUGUGCCUUGUGUGUAUCACAGCAUGGAGCCAAGGCAAGUGCUGAUAUUCGAGGAUCUUGUGCCGCAAGGAUAUGCCGUCAUUCGGGAUCGUCCGGUGACACCAGAGGAACAAAAAGCCGUAUUCACAAAGUUGGCCAAGUGGCAUGCUGUUAGCAUGAAGGUUAUCAAUGAGCAACCGGAUUUUCUCAACGACUUCCAAUACGGCCUGAUCGAGAUGCCCACCGUGAUGAACGAUCCUAUGGUGACCACAGGAAUGGCAAACUUUGUCGAAAUGUUAUCUGUAGAUCCUGAGCUUACAAAGUACAAGGCUUAUUUUAGUAAAAUGCAGGACGUAUACUUGUCCCGGAUGGCUGAAGUGAUGCAGGAGUUCCGCAAGAAUCGGCAGCCUGAUGGUCACUACGUUCUCAGCCAUGGAGACUUCCACCUCCGGAAUAUGAUGUUCAGGAGCAAUAAGAACUCGGGAGCCUUCGAGGAUGUCAUGUUUGUGGACUUUCAGAUCUCCAAUGUGUGCCCGUCAUCUGUCGACCUGAUAUACUCAAUAUACAUGUUGCUGGAGCCGGAGCAGCGUUGCGAACUUGGAAAGGAUGUGAUAAAUUAUUAUUUCUCCGUUCUGGUGGAUACGUUGAAGAAAGUUGGCUAUAAGGGGGUGUUUCCUACGCAGGACGGUCUAUGGAAAGAAAUUCAUCGCCAUAAAUACUACGACUUUUUCCUGAUGUCCACUUUUAUGCCUAUGAUCUUAGCCAUCAAGGCAAAUGCUUUCAAGAUGGCCGACCUUAUCCAGAACAACGACAUUAGGAAGAAAGUAUAUUUCCUAGACGGUUACCAGGAAGAACUCAAAAAGCUUUUACCGAAAUUCGAGGAGCUGGGUUACUUUAAAACUAUUUAAGCAAAAAUUUAGUUGUUUUUUAAUUAGUUUAAGAACUUUUAAAAUACAUUGUUUAGAAAAAAUAUAUCUCCUUGUUUUAAAUUGAAGUUUCUUUUUUAAGUGUGAACAUAUUAAGUGCUUUAUAUUUUACUAGUGUUGGAAAAAAAAAAUGUUAAAUGUUAAAAGUAAAAAAAUCCAAGAAACCCGA